This is a messenger RNA of Plasmodium coatneyi, 996 nucleotides long. RefSeq names its product KIR-like protein. NCBI's taxonomy places the organism in Eukaryota, Apicomplexa, Aconoidasida, Haemosporida, Plasmodiidae. The record is from RefSeq and is a predicted model, not a curated record. The annotation marks the transcript as partial. The transcript has 2 exons.
GAUGAACUUUUGGAAAAUUUGCCUUCAGUACAAAUGUAUAAGGAGUUAAAUGAGAAGGCUGAAAGUUAUGAAAAUACAGGGUGCUGGAGUGAAUUGGAGAGUAAAUUAAAAAGUUAUAUUACGGAUAAUGAGGAUGUUAAUAGAAUUGUAAAGGCAUUUUGUUAUAUAUAUGAAAUGGAUGAGAAUACACGUAAGAACGGAGGAUGGUGCUAUUAUUUUUAUUAUUGGCUAGGGGAUAUGUUGCCUGAGGGAUUGCUUGAUUUCGAGUUUGGAACAGCUAUGAAUAUUUUUUGGACGAAAAUGGAAAUACAGGAGAGAAAGAAAAAGUGUGAAGUUUUAUACACUUCUAAUAGUAAGGAAGUCUUCGGCGCCCUGAAAACAGUAUUUGAUUAUAAGAAGGAUGAAAAAGACCUGAAAGAACAAUUAGAAGGAGGAGGAAAAAAAUGUACUCAAAAUUAUUACGAACAUCUAAGGGACAUAGAGAAAGCCUAUGAAAAAUUAAAGAACGACUGUAAGGAAAAGACUAUGAAGGAAUGGCAUACAGCAUUCACCACAAAAUAUGGAAAUUACAAAAGUGAGCAGGAAUUACAAUUGAAAUGUGAAUUAACAGACCAGAAAAAAGCAAUUCUACACACAGCGGACUCCGCUGUCGAAGGAACUGGUACUGCUUCCAUUGCAGUUCCUUCUGCAUUGGUCGCCACAGUAGGCCUUCCUACAAUCGCCGUCUUCUUUUUAUAUAAAUAUAAUCUUUUACCUUCUUGGAUACGUGACUCCUUUGGAGGCAGGAGCAACAGAAAUAACAAUAGAAGAAAGAAAAGAAGAUCAAUAAAACAUGAAUUCGACACACCUACAGAAGAUUCUUCCACACUAUAUACAACAGUAGCAGACACUUCCACUAUAGCAGAUUUGACAGAUGGUUCUACUGUAUAUAAUGAACCACGAGGAAGGAACAAUGGAAAAGUACAACAUAGAAAUAUACGUUAUCAACGUAUGUGA